Molecule: messenger RNA, 609 nt
Organism: Closterium sp. Naga37s-1
Lineage: Eukaryota; Viridiplantae; Streptophyta; Zygnematophyceae; Desmidiales; Closteriaceae
Source: the annotation of a GenBank genome assembly
AUGGUGGGCGGGCCGGUGGUGAACAUAUACCCGUUAGAGAACUACUCGUUUGGCGUGAAGGAGCCCAAGAUCGAAAAGGACACGUCUGUCGCGGAUCGACUGGCGCGCAUGAAACACAACUAUCAGAAGGAGGGCAUGAGAACAAGCGUGGAGGGGAUCAUUCUAGUGCAUCACCACAACCACCCGCACAUCCUGCUGCUGCAGAUCGGAAACUCUUUCUUCAAGCUGCCCGGAGGGAGGUUGAAACCGGGGGAAGACGAGGUGGAGGGGCUGAAGCGCAAGCUCACCAGCAAGCUGGGUCCGUCCGUGUCCAUUCUGCCCGUGCCUGAAUGGCAGGUGGGAGAGUGCUCUGCAGUGUGGUGGCGACCCAACUUCGAGACCCUCAUGUAUCCUUACUGCCCUCCGCACAUCACCAAGCCCAAGGAAAUGAAGAAGCUGUUUGUGGUUCCUCUAACAGAGCGCCAGUACUUUGGAGUUCCCAAGAAUCUGAAGCUGCUGGCGGUGCCACUACUGGAGCUGUAUGACAAUGUGCAGCGCUACGGUCCAGUCAUCUCCGCCAUCCCGUUGCAACUCUCGAGAUUCACAUUCAACCUCAUUCACGACUCGUGA